AUGCCUGUCCUCUUGAUCGGUGUCUGCGUGUCCGGAGCGGUUGGGAAUUUGCUCGUUUUGCUAAUUUUCAUCCGUGACUUCAGGAACGGAAAGGGCUCUGAGGUAAAAGCACUUCUCGCUUCUUUAGCUUCUACGGAUUUGGUGAUCCUGUUAUUGUGCGCGCCCGUGCGCGCCAUCACCUACUAUAAGCAGACCUGGACCUUGGGGAGUUUUGUGUGCAGCACCACAGACUGGUUCCAGCACUCGUGUGUGGUUGCAAAAACUUUAAUCCUCGCAUUCACCACCAGAGCCAAACACACUUUGAUUCCCAGCAAUGCCACGGGGGGUCUGCACAACCCGACGUGGAUUCACGGAGCCCUGGCGUUCAUUUGGAUAGUGUCCAUGAUGUUUCCCAUCCCUCAGAUGCUGUUUGCCUCCAUGCUGCCGUAUGGCCGCGACAAUAUUUGCGUCUCCGAAAUGCCAGCGUGCGCGUCUGACUUCAUGAGUUUGUUCUACAAAAUUUAUCCGACUGCAACCUUUGUUGUGCCAGUCAUCUACACAGUGGCCUACUACACUAAAACGCUGCACACUGCGGUGAACCACGCACCGAGACCGCAGCACCAGAGCAAAGUUAUCCUGGUUUUGUUGUGUCUAAGCGGCGCCCUCGGGCUCAUGCUGCUGCCGGAGUGGGGGACAUUCACCUGGAUCAGACUCGGCUACUCCAGGCCUCCCGUGGGUUUAAUGAUGUUCGCGCAAGUCCUCCUUUACGCAUGCAGCUCUUUGUCCCCGGUCAUCUUGAUGACCAUGUACGACGAUGUGCGUCAGGGACUGAUCAGCAUCUGGUUCAUCGGGACCUGCAGAAGCAAGAAGCGCGUGCCCCGAAAAAAAUGUCCAAAAACGGAGGGGAACGGAGCAGAGGUCGGGGCAAACGCCGUCACCAACGCGAUCUCGCCAGGGAACGAGAAGACGUUCCCAGAUGUGGAGCACUUUUGGACAGGGCGCAGAAACACACACGUGGAAGAGGACCAGGACCCGGUUCCAUGGGAGAGAGAAGAGAAAAUGUUGUAA
Haplochromis burtoni (Burton's mouthbrooder) is the source of this 1047-nucleotide messenger RNA. RefSeq names its product G-protein coupled receptor 151. The coding region runs from base 1 to 1047 and encodes 348 amino acids. Gene Ontology annotation, molecular function: G protein-coupled receptor activity. Gene Ontology annotation, cellular component: membrane. Gene Ontology annotation, biological process: G protein-coupled receptor signaling pathway. The transcript has a single exon. The record is from RefSeq and is a predicted model, not a curated record. NCBI's taxonomy places the organism in Eukaryota, Metazoa, Chordata, Actinopteri, Cichliformes, Cichlidae.